Messenger RNA from Cladocopium goreaui, 5130 nucleotides. Lineage: Eukaryota; Dinophyceae; Suessiales; Symbiodiniaceae. The record is from the annotation of a GenBank genome assembly.
AUGAGCACACGCUCGAAUCGUCCCACAGCACCAGUUACAGCAGUACAGAAGAGGAGCUACAAACGGGCCUGCCGCAGAGCGAUUUUGAAUGGAUUUUCACACUAUCAUGGUCACCGCAUGCAAGUGGAGGACUUCCCCCCCGUCUUGGUUCAGAAGCUUCGAUCUGACUCCAAACCAGUACGAUGUUCUCAGCCUCCCAAUGCAGCGGCACCAUGCAAAGGUCGAUUAACCUGCCUACAUUGGAAUCCUGGAGGAUUGGCUCAGACAACGUUGGCUGAAAUAAGGCUCUGGCUGCAACACCACCCAGUGGACAUUGUGGUAUUAACGGAGACGCGUUGGAGCUUUUCAUCCACCUGGAGUGACAAAGCAUGGAUGUAUGUGCAUUCGGCUUCAGCUGACUACAAAAGUGGUGGAGUAUUGAUCAUGAUCUCCAGACGUUUGGCAUGCCCAGAGCAAAUUGGCCAUCAGGCCAUCGUGGAUGGUCGUCUUGUCCAUGUCCGAGUGCAUUUCGACUCCAGGGCGCUGGACAUCUUGGCGAUUUACCAGCAUGUUGACAACAGGAACAAGAUCUCCGCUCAGCAACGGGAACAGGCACGACUCCAAGGCAUUUUGAAGCUGCAUGGCCUCACAGCCAUCAACACUUGGGGUGCAUCAGGAUUGCCGGACUUCAGGAGACUCAGGCAUGGCACGACUUACGACAGCAAGUUGUGGAAGCAGUUCAUGCGGACCACCAGGCAUGGCAUCAUCGCAGCCGAUACCAAGUGCUCCAACGCACCCAACAGAAGGCCCUCCGACAGGGGACCAGAUGGCACUAUCGCCGAUCAAUACAUGGCACAUUCCCUCACAGUGGCUUUUGUGAAACAGAUGUGGCAAGGCCCCAGCCGCCUGCCGACAUUCUUUGCGGCACCACCGGGGAUUCCCUUUGAGUUAGACGAAUUGGUUGAAGCGGUGGCAAAGGUCCACACCAACAAGUCAGUUGCGCAGCCUUUCCUACCAGGACUCUCAUUGUUUCUGGACUUGAAUCGGGCAUUCGACAGUGCAGACAGGCGUGCCAUUUUUGAACAUCUCAUCCAAUUAGGCACUCCGCCCAAUUUGGUGCAAUUGGCAGCCAGCUGGCAUGAAGACACUCAUUACAACCUUUCAUUCAGAGGUGCCACCACAUCAGUCCCUGUAGGGAAAGGCCUACGACAAGGAUGUAAACUGGCCCCCCUGUUGUGGGUGAGUUUCAUGGACCUUUUGCUGAGACAGGUCGCCCAAAUCACUGGAUAUCAAUGGGUUCAUGAUUGCUUGACAAUCUACGCAGAUGACGUGCAUGUAGGUUGCCUGUAUCGAUCCAAACAUGAACUUCACACCCAUUUGGUAAACAUUGGUCAUACCCUAGAUGUGAUUGAGAACAUGAAGCUGUCUUUGUCUUACUCCAAGUCCCACAUGCUGAUUGCCUAUGCUGGCACCAAUGCACGGGUAGCUCUCAAAGGCAUAUUGCACAGAUCGCCCACGGGCGCCAGCAUCCGUGUGCCCCGCCUGGGAAGAGAACAUACCUGCUUGCCGCUGCGCAGUAAGGGCUCCUACCUUGGUGUUUGUAUCAGCUAUCAUGCCUUUGAACUACAGACUUGGAACCAUCGCAAACAAGCCAGCUGGUUAGCAUUUGCCCGGUUGCGUGCAUGGCUCAGAAGCAGGCAAUUGACGCGUGCCCAUCGCAUGUAUUUGUGGAAGACUUGUGUGUUUACGGUGCUAACCUAUGGUCUACUAGCCACCAAUGUGACCAUACCAGUCCUUCUCGACUUUCAGGGCACAGUAUACAAAAUGGUCCGCACAGUGCUACAAGACCAUUCGUAUAUCACCCACACCACACAUCAAGCUGCAUUUCAACAGCAUCGGAUCGAUCCCCCGCUUGAGAUGCUUCGAGCCCUUGCCAUGGGCCUGCUGCAACGCAUCCAGAGGCGUGCAACCAUUUUGAGCCCUAAUGAUUUUUUGCGUCAUUUGGACUGGAAUCAGCUUCACGACCUCUUGCAUCUCAUUCACAGCAUGCAAGUGCAUGCACCGGAGGUGCCCAUAAGUGCCAGCCCGGACGAUCCGAUCCGAGUCCAGGUGCCUCCCAUGAUGCCCACAUCGACCACAGAUGUACGGCUCACGCCAAUGCCAGCCAGAGAUCAGGUGUAUCGGCACUUUCAGGUGACAACACAGCCGUUCUGGCCUGAGUUAGAGCGUUGCCUGCAUAAUGAUGAUUGGCCCACCCUUUGCCAACUGUCGGUGGGUUUGGAACAUCUCACACACCACUGCGCCAUAUUUGGCACAUGGUGCAACAGGUUUCAAGAAUUGCACAGCCACUACCGCCUCUACCAUGAUGAACAGCUGAAGGGUGGAGUUGUCAAAGGGGCACAACUCACGCAUGUGAUGCAACUGGUCUCACCGUGUGCUCUGUGCGCCAAGCAGUACAGCCGGGUCCAUAGCUGUCCAGUGACGUUACAGCUUGGCAUUCUCAGGCUUCAGCUACAGGAACCAGACAUCCGUGCUCAGCAGGAACUGACAUGUGAAAUUUGUGUUCAGCAGUUUGAUGAUCAGGGACAAUUGUAUCAGCAUAUGGCCAGGGACCACAACCACACACUGAACGACUGGGUCCCUUCUAGGGACUCUGUUCAGGGCAGUGAUCAAUGCCGGCACUGCUCCAUGCAGUUUGACAGUCGCUCAGGCCUGCGACGUCACAUCACUGAGGGUAGAUGCGAUGCAUUUGAUCCGUUGGCUUCACACAAUCCCAUGGACAAUACCCACAAAUGGAGCGCAUGGCUACAUACAGGGGAUUUUUCUCCCAAUGGCCUCUCAGCACACCAGCGGCUUCAGUUGACUACCACAUGUCAGUUUUGUGAGGCCAAGUACAUGCGCACAGGCGACGUUGUAGCGCAUCUACUCCAAUCACAUGGACCACUGUGGAACUCAUCGCGACCCAUGCUGAGGUACUUCCUCCAGGUGGUCAUGGCCUCUAGAGGUUGCAUCUGUAACCCUCAGGCGCAUGAGGUGGGACUUGCUCACAUUUGCACACCAUUGCGUCAGGUUGCGAUGAUGAUGGUCAACAGUGAUGUGCAGCUCUUGGUCCCGACUCAGUUUCAUGUGGACACACUGGCACCCAUGCUCACGCCAUUGCGGGAUGAAGCCCUGACACAACAGAUGAUUGCUUCCCUAGUCUCCAGGGACUUUGCAAAGCUCUGGACUGAUACAACGGUGGUGCAAGCCCUGAAAUCCAGAUGCAUGCAAUGUGGAGGCCACUAUCCACCGGCAGAGCUCCUGCGACAUCUCCUGACGGUGCACCCUCAAACAUGUGCGUGGGCCACUCAGAUUGCCUUCCAACUGCAUGACCUUUUGCCAAAGCUGCAAUUGCCAUUCUGCUACAGCCUCUUCAUGGACGCUCUGAUGGAUCCCAACGACCAGGCUCUGAUGGAGGGACUAGCAGCCCUUGGCCCUCUCCUAUUGGGGUCUCGGAAACAUCAAGAGGGAAGCGUCGAAGAACAGCAUCCCAAGCGGCACAAGGCCAAGGCCAAGGACGACCAAGAGCACGACGGGCUCAACAAGGAGGCGAUCACAACGCUCCUUCGACUGAUGGGACAACUUCUUCUCAGCCACGAGAGGAGCAUCCAGCUGAACCAAAGACAGGACUGCUUCGUUUUGUUCUGCCAAAAUCGACCGGAGGGCAUAGUUCCUCAUCUGGCAACGUUGGCCAGCAAGUGGCGGGAGGAUUUGCCCCAGCAGAAGGACAACACGAGAUGGCCCAACCUCAGGACCUACCUGAUGAAGGGAGUGAUCACAGAACUCCACCGACGGGUCCAACAGCUGGCAGCCAGCAAACAAGGCGAUCAGCUGUGGGAUGUAGCGGUGAACAAAGGCACCAUUCAUCCGGACGGGAGCUGGAGCUACCAGAAGUGGUCACCAGAACAGAAGCAGCUGAUCAAGGCCUCCCGCAGCCCAGUGACCAUGGCACAGAUGCUUCGGAAUCUCCAGAUCUUGGAGGAGCACUUCCAGAGCAACGCACACGUGGUGAGGUUCCAGAGCCUCAAGAACCCCCAGAGCAGCCAGGAAGCAAUCCCGUGGAUCUUACAGAUCUCACAUCGCGAAGCCGAAGCCUGGGAACUCAUGGUGGAGCUCUGUCACAACACAGUGUGGUCGCAAGACCUCUCAGAGCCCUUAGAUGCUGCAGUCCGACAAAGCUUGCACGACCGCGCUUUGCAGCUUGCCAUGGCCAAUCCGGGGAAUGACUGCUAUGCCAAUAGCGCUUUUGUGAGCAUGAUCUGGGCCACUUUAUCCAGAUCUGCCUUCACAUUUCAAGAUUGGGGCGCACGAUCAGCCAUCCUACAGCAAACCCUUGAACAUGCAGAUGGGACCCUUUUCUCACUUGAAAAUGCUUCAUGGUUUCAGCAUUUAUUAGAGGGUUGGAAUGAGGAUGGGGAGCAGGCUGACAGUGCGGAGUUUACACACAUGCUAUCCAGCUGGACUGCAAUGUCGGCCAUAUCCAACUGCUGGGAGCGCCGAGUGCAAACAGAACAAAGCACUGUGUUGCAUGAUGCAGGUGACAAGUUCAUGCCAUUGACACUGCAAUUUGACCCUCAACUUGUCGACCAUCAUGAAAUCCAACUGUCUGCGCUGCUUAGGACGUGGCACACCGAGCUUGGUAUGCUGGCUGGACUCACGGACCCUGAGGACUUGCUGCUUUUGCAUGUGGACCGCAUGAUUCAUGCUCCUGACGGAACGGUUGCCAAAUGCCAAGCGGCCCUUCGGUUUGGAUGGGAAGUUCAGAUUCCGGUCUUGGGGUCCCAUUCAUGCACGUGGAUGCCAUACACCGUGAUUGCCUGCAUUGCUCAUUUGGGAGGUGCCCAGAACGGCCACUACCAGGCCAUUCUCCGUACCUAUCCCGAAGUCUCGGACCUGGCCAGCCCCUCAAUGUGGAUGCUUUGUGACGACGGCCAUUCCCCAAAACGCAUUUUGAAUAUCCCAGAGAUCUUUGCACAGGGAAUCACAUGCCUCUGGAUGUGCCAGACGAACAAGGCCGACCUCCACAGACUGAUGCCAGGCAGGACUCCCACAGGUAUCGCUGACUCCGAUCUCCUGGCCCUUUUGGCCACGCAGCCGGAUCCAGAACCGUGA